AUGGCGAGGUUGAACGCAUCCAACCCCGUUGGUCAAUAUGGGCGUCGUCCCAACAUGACCAAAUCACCAUCUUCACUAUUCUCCAAAACCGCACACUCUCCACUGAGACCAAAGCCAAAGACAAAAACGACAACUGCAAACCUCGACUUCAAGAUCUUUGAAGAUGCACAGUCAGCAGACGACGAGGCGGAAGAAUCCCACGCCGGAUCGCAGACCACAACGCCGGCAGUACCGCUGAAACUAGCACAUGCCAAUUCAAUCACAUCUGGCCUCUCCAAAUGCGCAUCGCAAGACAGCUCUUCUUCUGCGUCUAAUCGGUCCAGACGAAGCUCUAGUGACGAAGACGAAAGCUCUGACAAAGAGAACCUAUUCAUCGAAGACGAAGCAGAAGAGGCAUCCGAAGAAGAGGAAGAGCCCGAAGAGGAAAGGAACAUCGAAGGAUACACAGAACGCGAAGAGUUUGAUAGCCCGCAGCCCUCUCUGGUGGAUAGGCAGAUACCCAGAUACAUGCGCUACAGAGAGCCAGAGGCCGAAGCCGACUCGGAUACACAGUCGGAGCGUAGCGCUGACGAUGAGGAGGGAUAUAGUUCGCUCGAUGGUUUUAUUGUCAGCGACAACGAUAUUAGCUACCAAAACUCUGACUCUGAUCUACCAGAUGACAACGAAGGAGAAGAGGAGGAGGAGGAGGUGAAACCACCAUCACCAAAGCCCCUGCGACGGAGGCUGUUGAGGGGGCGCAAACCUCGAGAAUCUGGAAUCAACUUGGAAGAGCUAUCGAUUUCCGAGGAAGGCCCCACCGAAAACUCACCAAAGGCCUCUCCGUCUCACACUCCCUCGGAAGACAAACAUUCUCCGCAGGUCACUUCGAGCUUUACACGGCUGUUGCCAGAUAGUCAUGGUGAGAAAGAAACAGCCCGACCAAAGAACGAGCAAGUGAAGAGAAGUCCGCUGCGCGAAAGUAUCAACUCACUGCCAUCGAUAUCAGACUCUCCCACAAAGAAGCGUCUUGACAGACGAAUGGAGACCCCGCCUCCCAGCCCCUCGAAGGUUGCGCUUCCUUCACCAUCCAAGACCAAUUACCGAAUCCCUCCUUCGCCCCAUCGCCAGAGCUCUGAUGCCUUUUGGAGCCAAGACACCACAAACUCCUGGAACGACCAAUGGUCACCCCCAAAGAAAAACACCAAAGGCAGAGCAUUGGAGCGUCUACUUGCCGAACUUGAAAUUGGCCUAGAAGAGGAUUCAUCUAUAAACAGCACUAGAUCGAGCACAACCGGCAUUAGGUCGAAGGAAAGCACACCAGAGAUGACGGUCAAAACCCCAAGUAAAACAGCCAUCAAAAAAGCCGAAGUAGCUCAGAGAAAAGAAGUUGCUGCCCGCAAAAAGGCAUUUGAUGACAGAAAGACAGCCCUUGCACAAGACUUUCUCACCACACUUGACGAAAUAGUCUCAGGCGGGCAGGUCAAGAACCUCGCCGGACAAACAGGAGGCAUUAAGGUCAUAUGGAGCAAGACACUACGAAACACAGCUGGACGUGCAAACUGGAAGCGCGAAAAGAUCAACCAACCAGACAGGCAGGCCCAAUACGUGCACCAUGCCUCCAUCGAACUUGCUGAGCGUAUUAUCGAUGACGAAGACCGACUUUUGAACACGCUCGCUCACGAAUACUGCCAUCUAGCCAACUUUAUGAUCUCUGGCGUUCGCAAUCAACCCCAUGGUGCAAGCUUCAAGGCAUGGGGUUCCAAAUGUACCGACGCAGUGAGGCAACACCCCGAGUACAAAAACUACCCCGUGGAAGUCACCACGAAACAUUCCUACAAGAUUGACUACAAAUACGUCUGGAUCUGUGUCGAUUGUGGUAACGAGUACGGCAGACAUUCUAGGAGCAUAGAUCCUACUAAGGCGAGAUGCUCACUGUGCAAAGGUGGACUGCAACAGAUUAAACCUAAGCCGAGAAAUGUGUCUCCCAAGAAGAACAACGUCAACGCCGCAACUCAGAGUGUCGACAAGAUUAGUUUGGAUUAA
This is a messenger RNA of Talaromyces rugulosus, 2022 nucleotides long. RefSeq lists its product as uncharacterized. Gene Ontology annotation, cellular component: nucleus. NCBI's taxonomy places the organism in Eukaryota, Fungi, Ascomycota, Eurotiomycetes, Eurotiales, Trichocomaceae. The coding region runs from base 1 to 2022 and encodes 673 amino acids. The record is from RefSeq and is a predicted model, not a curated record. The transcript is spliced from 2 exons.